Messenger RNA from Coccidioides immitis RS, 1258 nucleotides. RefSeq names its product septum formation protein Maf. Bases 136 to 966 code for a protein of 276 amino acids. Lineage: Eukaryota; Fungi; Ascomycota; Eurotiomycetes; Onygenales; Onygenaceae. Gene Ontology annotation, molecular function: nucleoside triphosphate diphosphatase activity. The transcript has a single exon. The record is from RefSeq and is a predicted model, not a curated record.
CUCAACACAGUGUUGAAAGUUUUUCGAGGGGAAAAGGGUGACACAAAUAAGUUGAAAUCUAAGGAAGAUAUUGGACUUCAUAUAUCAUUUGCAGCCCAGUCACCCCGUGCAAUCAUAGAGCAUUCCAGUCUUACCAUGUCUGAGAAGAAAGCAGACUUGAAUCCUCAGCCUCCCGCUCCCUCCGAUCCUCCUCCAUCCUACGAAACAGCCGCCUCAAGCACGGGCGGCCCAAACACCAAUCCCAUACCACUCCCGCGCCCCCCACCGCUCUCGCUCCCCGUUCUCAACCAACUCCGCUCAAAAAGGGUAAUCCUCGCCUCUGCUUCUCCCCGUCGCAAACAAAUAAUCUCCUUCCUCGGCCUACGCAAUGUCGAAAUCAUCCCUUCCAACACACCAGAAGACUUCCCGAAAACUCUAACACCGUUCGAAUAUGUUCUCCAAACCGCGACUCACAAGGCCAUCACGGUAUAUCAGCAAGAGGUGAACAAUCUGGAGAAGGGUGAGCCGGCAUUAAUUCUCGCUGCCGAUACGAUCGUGGUAGACAUAUCAACAGGAGACAUCCUGGAGAAGCCGCGCUCGGAGGCCCAUCACAUAAGUAUGCUCAAGUUGCUGAGAGACGUGAUGGACCACAAGGUAUACACUGCCGUGGCCGCGAUCGUGCCGCUGGAAAGUGCCCGCGAUCCGGGAUACGCUUUGGAGACGGUGGUGGAAGAGACGAAAGUCAGGUUUGAUCCGGACGUUACAGAUGAACUUAUUCUCGCAUACGUGAGGACGCGAGAAGGAGUGGACAAGGCAGGCGGCUAUGGGAUGCAGGGCCUAGGAUCGAUCUUGGUCCAAAGGAUCGAAGGGAGCUAUGAUAAUGUGAUUGGGCUGCCGUUACGCGCUACCUUGAGGCUGAUUGAAAAGGCUAUGGCCAAGGCUGAGGAUGAUGAUUUGCUGGGGGAUGAGCUAUCGGAGGAAGAAUAGUAACGAUAUUUUGAUGUGUAUACAUAUUUUCAAUCCUUCUUUUGCUUGAGUCGAGCUCUCCGUCUAAGGAGCCCGAGUCGACAUUGGGUAGAAAGCAGCCAGGCGUAAGAUACCCGGAUAUGGGCAAUCAUAUCGCGUCGUGGACAUGUGCCCUAAAGCCGGAGGAGCCUAACCAAACGAAAUGCCUGAACUUAACGACGACAGAUAUAAUAUAAACAGGAAAAGGAAAUGCCUAUGUAUGUACAGUUUUCAAAAUCAUGCCUUCCAGAUUCUCUUGAUAGCUUCGGUCACA